This is a messenger RNA of Polyodon spathula (Mississippi paddlefish), 4485 nucleotides long. RefSeq names its product zinc finger protein 271-like. Gene Ontology annotation, biological process: regulation of transcription by RNA polymerase II. The transcript is spliced from 4 exons. Gene Ontology annotation, cellular component: nucleus. Gene Ontology annotation, molecular function: RNA polymerase II cis-regulatory region sequence-specific DNA binding; DNA-binding transcription activator activity, RNA polymerase II-specific. Lineage: Eukaryota; Metazoa; Chordata; Actinopteri; Acipenseriformes; Polyodontidae. The coding region runs from base 38 to 2572 and encodes 844 amino acids. The record is from RefSeq and is a predicted model, not a curated record.
CGAGCGAGAGAGAAAGAGAGGUGGAGAAGGAAGUAAGAUGGAGUUCGUCCCACUCAAAGAUGAGGCACCAAAAUUGGAACCCCCCAUCGCUGCGGGCAACACCAAAUUAGAACCCAUGAUUGUUAAACGGAAAGACACCAACGAGAUCGAGGUCAUGAUAAGCAAAGAAACCAAUCUGUCUGUCACCUCCCACUGCUGCCCCGAAUGUGGGCGGGCCUUCACUCACUCCGGGCACCUCAAAACACACCAGCGCACUCACACUGGAGACAAACCCUAUCAGUGCAGCGAAUGUGGGAAGAUUUUCACCCAGCUGGGCAACCUCAAAGAACACUGGAGAAUUCACACCGGUGAAACCCCCUACGAGUGUCCAGACUGUGAGAAGAGCUUCACUCACUCCAGGAGCCUGAGAACCCACCGGCGCACUCACACCGGAGAGAAACCGUACCCAUGCAGCGAUUGUGAGAAGAGUUUCAGACAACUGGAGCACCUCCGGAAUCACCGGCGCAUCCACACCGGAGAGAAACCGUUCCGCUGCUCGGACUGCGGGAAGAGCUUCAGCCAGCUGGAGAAUCUGAAGACGCAUCAGCGCACUCACACAGGAGAGAAGCCGUUUCAGUGCAGCGAUUGCAGGAAGAGCUUCAGUCAGCUAGAGAAUCUGAAGACGCAUCAGCGCACUCACACAGGAGAGAAACAGUUUCAGUGUGAGCAGUGCGGAAAGAGUUUCACACGAGCCGGGACCCUGACCAAGCACCGGAGACUGCACACAGGAGAGAAGCCGUAUCGCGGAGAGAAACUGUAUCACUGCUCUGACUGUAGUAAGAGUUUCACUCAGUCAGCAAAUCUUGUAAUACACCAGCGAAUUCACACAGGAGAGAGGCCGUAUCGCUGCUCUAACUGUGGGAAGAGUUUCAAGGCAUCAGGGCACCUUUUGGCACACCAGCAAGUUCACAAAGGAGAGAAACCACAUUGCUGCUCUGACUGUGGAAAGAGUUUUAGUCGCUCAGGAGACCUUGUAAUACACCAGCGAAUUCACACAGGAAAUAAACCCUAUCGCUGCUCUGACUGUGGAAAGAGUUUCAUAUCAUCAGGACACCAUACAACACACCAGCGAAUUCACACAGGAGAGAAACCACAUUGCUGCUCUGACUGUGGAAAGAGUUUUAGUCACUCAGGUGACCUUGUGAUACACCAGCGAAUUCACACAGGAGAGAAACCUUAUCGUUGUUCUCACUGUGGGAAGAGCUUCAGUCGGUCAAGAAAUUUUGAAUCACAUAAGCGAACACACAAAGGAGAGAAACCAUAUCACUGUUCUGACUGUGGGAAGAGUUUCAGGGAUUCAGCAGACCUUGCAAAACACCAGAGAAUUCAUACAGGAGUAAAGCCGUAUCACUGCUCCGACUGUGGUAAAAGUUUCAGUCAAUCAGGACAACUUGGAAAACACCAGCGAAUUCACACAGGAGAGAGGCCGUAUCGCUGCUCUAACUGUGGGAAGAGUUUCAAGGCAUCAGGGCACCUUUUGGCACACCAGCGAGUUCACAAAGGAGAGAAACCACAUUGCUGCUCUGACUGUGGAAAGAGUUUUAGUCACUCAGGAGACCUUGUGAUACACCAGCGAAUUCACACAGGAAAUAAACCCUAUAGCUGCUCUGACUGUGGAAAGAGUUUCAUAUCAUCAGGACACCGUACAACACACCAGCGAAUUCACACAGGAGAGAAACCACAUUGCUGCUCUGACUGUGGAAAGAGUUUUAGUCACUCAGGUGACCUUGUGAUACACCAGCGAAUUCACACAGGAGAGAAACCUUAUCGUUGUUCUCACUGUGGGAAGAGCUUCAGUCGGUCAGGAAAUUUUGAAUCGCAUAAGCGAACUCACAAAGGAGAGAAACCAUAUCACUGUUCUGACUGUGGGAAGAGUUUCAGUCGGUCAGAACACCUAUUACUACAUCAGCGAAUACACACUGGAGAGAAACCAUAUUGCUGCACUGACUGUGGGAAGAGUUUCAGUCGAUCAGGACAACUUGUAAUACACCAGCGAAUUCAUACAGGAGAGAAACCUUAUUACUGCUCUGACUGUGGGAAGUGUUUCAGGGAUUCAGCAGACCUUGUAAAACACCAGAGAAUUCACACAGGAGUAAAGCCGUAUCACUGCUCCGACUGUGGUAAAAGUUUCAGUCAAUCAGGACAACUUGGAAAACAUCAGCGGGUUCACACAGGAGAGAAACAGUUUCAUUGCUCUGACUGUGGGAAGAGUUUCAGUUCGUUAGCAAACCUUGUUUCACACCAGCGAAUUCACUCGGGAGAGAAACCGUAUCACUGUUCUAACUGUGGGAAAAGUUUCCGUCACUCAGCAUCCUUUGCUGUACACCAGCGAAUUCACACAGGAGAGAAACCGUAUCGCUGCUCUCACUGUGGGAAGAGUUUCGGUCACUCAGCAUCCUUUGCUGUACACCAACGUAUUCACACAGGAGAGAAACCGUAUCGUUGCUCUGACUGUGGGAAGAGUUUCAGACGGUCGGGACACCUUGUUUCACACCGGCAAAUUCACACGGGAGAGAAAAAAAAAAAAAUGUAAAUAGUGUUCCUGCAUAAAAGUAACUUUUAACCAUUUUGCUCCGCUUCCUGACAUUUCAGCACAGCAGUGUUCUGCUGAAUAGUGUGGAUGCCCGAGCUGAGGAGACAGUCAGACAUGCUCCCAGAAAAAUUCAAAUUAAGAAUUACUAGUGCAACGACCUCGCCCUUAGCACAAAGCCAAUCACUAUGGAGCGAUUACCUCCCUAUAUUAAAUAUAUCCCAUGACAAAAACAUUGUCAAUGUAAAAAAACAAGUUAGAAAAACAGCCAUUUAAAGGUGAUGUCAAACACAAAAAUCCAAGUUAGGAGACGCAAUUAGGCCAAUAUUGUCAAGCAUCAAACAAAUAGGCACAAUUGGAAAGGUGCUGGGGCCCAAGAUUCACACAGUUCUUGCUUCACACUUGGCGCCUUCAUUUGAUUGCUUCGCUCCACUUUGUCGCACCACUUGAAAUGCUCUUUGCAUCUUGAAGUGACUGAGACACACACAUUGUAAUAGAAACAAGAGACUUUCUGAUUGGAUCAGAAUCUUUUUUUUUUUUUCUUUUUUUUAAUUAUAGAGCUAUUUAAAAAAAAUUAUAUGUCCAAACUACAAAGUAAAAUGCACAAUGCAAAUUUAGGACACUGAAUGUAAAUGCUCUUAUUUGAAUGGUCCAAAAAUGCUGAAUCUACUGCUAUGCGCUAAAGCUGUAUAAUAGAGCAGCUCUCCUUGUAAACCUUUUAAAGUAGAAAACAAACUGCUGUUAUUUUGUGUAGAAUGGCACAAGGCAGCUGUAAUAGAGGAAAUGCGAGUGUGCUUUUAGACAGUGUGUUGCUGCUAGUCCCACCCUGUGCAAAUUCCAAGAGUAAAACCAGGUAACGCAACAAGCAGGGCACAAGCUAAGCAAUGAGCUGUAUUUGAUUAGGAGAAUAAAAGCUGUUUAAUUUGACUAUCUCCGUCAGUCUGGAUUCUUAUUAUAGAAAUCAAAUUUAAGACAACAAUAUACAGAAGUGUCAUGGGUGGAAGUUGCAGAUGUUGAGAUGUUAGUCAGUGUUUUCCAGCAUCACUAUCAGCAGCUCCUUCCUUCAGACACAGGCCACACUGGAGUGUUUAGAUGACUGGGUGUGAGGAGCGUUGUGUUAACAAUGGGAAACUGGAAUGUCUGGGGAGCUCACUGCUACUGCCUAUUUCAAUUGUCUUAUUUCUGUGUAUUACAUUAUGGACAGCAGAGGUGCUCCUGACUCCCUCCUGUGGUGCAGUUUAGCAGGACACUGAUGCUGUUUCAGGGUAUAAAAACACAGAGAGGGAUUCAAUUAAACACUAAGUUCACAGUUUAAUAGAAGCAUGGAUUAGUUGUCUUUGUAUCUGUGUUCUAAGCGCUGCACUUGUGUUUCAAUAAGUGUCACAGACAGUUAUAUGAGAUGUAAGCUGUGAACACAGGUGGGACUUGAUAGGGUUGGGUGACUCACAGUACAGUUAGAUUAUCCAUCCUGUAGUUUUAUGUUUAGCCUCUCUGUCCUUUCCUUCACUGUAGGAGGGGCAUUAGAAAUCUGCCUGUUCACAAUGAACUGGCCCAUAAGUGUUGAGACUAGAAGACCAGGUGGGUAAAAAGGAUGAAACAGGAGGUGAGACAAUGAAGAAUAAACUGCCUUUAAUAACACUGAUGUGCUGCUCCUUCAGAAAAAAAAAAAAAAAGAAUUCAUUCAGGACCUUAUGAACUCCUCAUUUAAAUAGUUUGAUGUAAAUUGAGAUUAACUCCUUUUAUUACAUCCGUUAUAGCCUGAUGUAAAUUAAUAUAGUAUUAAAUAUGUUUUUCAGUAUGUAAGAAUAAAGUGUAAAAUGCUAUUUAAAAUAAGAUAUGGUUUGUUCACUACAAUUAACAGUACCUCCUUUGUGUCUCUUACCCCUUUGGACUUUUCCACAUUUUAUUGUGUUACA